Molecule: messenger RNA, 848 nt
Organism: Pseudogymnoascus destructans
Lineage: Eukaryota; Fungi; Ascomycota; Leotiomycetes; Thelebolales; Thelebolaceae
Exons: 1
Coding region: 153-539 (128 amino acids)
Source: RefSeq, a predicted model, not a curated record
GGCCGAAGGAAAUAUCACUUUGGCACGCCCAUGUAAUGGCACACGGAAUAGGGGCUUACUACGAACACUGCAGCGUGUAUAGCAGUAAAGUAGAAUCAAUUAACUAUUCUAACUAUAUACUGGGUCCUACGUAGUAUUUAUAGCCCGCUAGUAUGGCCGGUCCCUGGAUAAUUUACAUCUGGCACACCAGCGUUGCUGAUCGUAAUCAUCCGGGUAACGUGCCACCGGCCAGCAGGCCAUUUCACAACAGGUUCCAGCGGCAAAAGAUCGGAAGCCCGGUAGCCGACCAGACACAUGAGCUCCCUAGUUCGACGCAAGCGCGAGUGAGACAGGCUCGGGCCGGACGCGCGGGCCGAUCACGUACUACCCAGGAUGUGGGAAGCCAGCCGGUGGUGAUGGCACAAUCUUCGGCAAUUUUCACGCAACAUCAGUCGUAUCCCUCAAGCUUUUGCGUACUUCUAAUAUUCAAGAUGCGAGGUCAACUUGCAACCUCCCAGAGUGAUAUGCCGAAGCUAUCAACUGAUCUGAUCGAGAUCUGAUGCAAUCUGGGUCUGUACCCAAGAGCCUCAUAAUACGCAUAGCUUGUAAUCCUCUGUAAUUGUGCUGGCGCCAUGCCUCAGCAAAUGUGUUCUCGAGAGGCUCUUGUCAAGUGUGCGUUGUCAGUGCAGAUAAGGUCUCAGCGCGACUUCCAAUGGGGCAAUAUCCCCUGACUAUGUAGUAUUUCCCAAUUGGGCAAUGGGUUACCUCGUACGCUACAAGGACUACUCCCUAUCUGAGGACACAUGGUAACCAGCGGAGAACCUCACAAACGCGUGAUGAUACGUCGCAGAGCAAAAACAGAAAGCACA